This is a messenger RNA of Hypanus sabinus (Atlantic stingray), 5089 nucleotides long. RefSeq names its product 7-dehydrocholesterol reductase (gene dhcr7). Gene Ontology annotation, biological process: brassinosteroid biosynthetic process; cholesterol biosynthetic process. The record is from RefSeq and is a predicted model, not a curated record. Gene Ontology annotation, cellular component: endoplasmic reticulum membrane. Lineage: Eukaryota; Metazoa; Chordata; Chondrichthyes; Myliobatiformes; Dasyatidae. Bases 540 to 1976 code for a protein of 478 amino acids. Gene Ontology annotation, molecular function: 7-dehydrocholesterol reductase activity. The transcript has 9 exons.
AGCCCGCACACCUGCAGCCCGGAAUGUGCCGUGUCGGCAUUCACUCAUGGACAGGUGGAAGACCAACACGAAUCCACAAGCCAACUGAGCGUCAGCCACCAAUUUUCAGCAGCACUGCCAGCAUCUGCAGAUUUUCUCUGAACGUUUCAAAGGGAAUGAUAAAUUGUAUUCUUUCUGCUGGAUUUCUAACGGUUUCAACACACAUCUGCUCCAACAACUAUCUCCACCUUGUCUCUAUCGCGCAAAAAGAAAGUGCCCAAUUGUUACCGAGCGGGGACGCCACCGAGAUCGGACUACAAAAUGGUUUCAGGUUCUUGACCAAUCGCUGUGGAGGGACACGCCCUCUCCUUUGUGUGAUCAGAGGAGUGGUGAAAUCUAAUUGGAGGAAAUGAUGUACAGGCGUUCCAUGCCGACUGGUGAUUGACAAGCUGAGUAUUUACGGACUAGCGCUGAAAGCCCCGGUGCAGAUUUUGCAUGAGCAUCGUAGGCAAAGCGGCGUUUAGUGAUCGCGGUCCCACGGAAGCAAAGCGCACGGCACCAUGAUAACUACAGAGUCUUCAGCUGCUGUGAAAAGGCAAAGGAAGGAUUCAGGAAACGGAGGUGAUCCAGAUGAGAAGAAACACCUGGGGCAAUGGGGCAGGGCCUGGGAGGUCGACUGGUUUUCCUUGGCAUCUGUAGUCUUCCUGCUCCUGUGCGCCCCAUUGAUUGUAUUCUACUUCGUGAUGUCUUGCGACCAGUUCCAGUGUGCUCUGUCCGGUCCUCUUCUCAGUGUGUACUCUGGCAAAACCAGCAUCAGUGACAUCUGGGAUCGAGCACCGUCCUUCAGCUGGACAGCUGCUAAAAUCUAUACCCUCUGGAUAUGCUUUCAAGUGUUUUUGUACAUUUGUGUGCCUGACGUUUGCCAUAAGUUGUUUCCUGGCUAUAUUGGCGGAAUUCAAAAUGGUGCAUGCACUCCUGCAGGGCUGAUCAAUAAAUAUGAGAUCAAUGGAUUACAGGCCUGGAUUAUUACCCAUAGUCUCUGGUUUGCCAAUGCCAACUAUCUGCGCUGGUUCUCCGCCACCAUCAUAUUUGAUCAUUGGAUUCCUCUCCUGUGGUGUGCCAACAUCCUGGGCUACGCAGUGGCAAUAUUUGCAAUGUUGAAGGCAUAUUUCUUCCCCACCAAUGCAAAUGAUUGCAAAUUCACUGGCAAUUUUUUCUACGACUUCAUGAUGGGGAUUGAAUUCAAUCCACGCCUAGGGAAGUGGUUUGACUUCAAGCUUUUCUUCAAUGGCCGACCUGGUAUUGUAGCAUGGACUCUGAUCAACCUCUCCUUUGCUGCUAAACAGCAAGAGUUGUAUGGCCAAGUGACCAAUUCUAUGAUCUUAGUAAAUGUGUUGCAGGCAGUUUAUGUGCUGGAUUUCUUCUGGAAUGAAACUUGGUACCUAAAGACGAUUGAUAUCUGCCACGAUCAUUUUGGCUGGUACUUGGGCUGGGGAGACUGUGUGUGGCUUCCGUACCUUUACACUCUGCAGGGUCUGUAUCUCGUCUACAACCCAGUCCAGCUGUCAACUGGAACAGCAAUUGCUGUUCUUCUCUUGGGGUUGGUUGGCUACUACAUCUUCAGAAUGGCCAACCACCAGAAGGAUCUCUUCCGGCGCACAGGGGGCAACUGUGAGAUAUGGGGCAAGAAGCCCAGUUACAUUGAAUGCACCUACUUGUCCAUCGAUGGCAAAACGCACCACAGCAAACUGCUGAUCUCUGGAUUCUGGGGGUUGGCACGCCAUCUUAACUACACUGGCGAUCUUAUGGGCUCCCUUUCUUACUGCCUGGCCUGCGGAUCUGGACACCUCCUGCCAUAUUUCUACAUUAUUUACAUGUCUAUCUUGCUGGUCCACCGCUGUAUCAGGGAUGAACACCGAUGCCUGAACAAAUAUGGCAAAGACUGGAGGCGUUAUACAGAUAAAGUGGCUUAUCGUCUUUUACCUGGGGUAUUUUAGGACUGUUUGCAUCAACUCUCGUUUCCAGAGAGACUCAUUUUCCUUUAAGCAAAGUAAGUUCACCAGUAGAAGCUCUGAUCUCCAAGUACAUUUUUACUCAAAGUAAAACCAUGCCUUAAAAGUUCGAAAUAAGAUGGAAAAUACUGUGCAUAUUGAAGGUGGGAAAAAUGCUGAAGAAAUUUCACAAGAAUUAACUGCCAGCUAAGGUCAAUCAGCUUACAUUCACAUUGCACUUCCUUUAAGUACAAAAUUGAGACAUGCAUCUUCAGUCAGAAGCAUGCUGUUUUGGUUUUAUGGUAUGUCGAUGUCAGAGAUUUUUACUGUUGCCGUUAGUUAAAUUAAUUUAAUCUCUUCAAAUUGAUCGAUGGAAGUCUCAAAUGCUGUCAUUCCUGCUGGGAAUUGGAAUUCGUGUGUGUUUGCUUACUGCUCGUUACGUCACUGGUGUUCGGGGCAGGAAUGAAGGCCCUCCAUCUCUUGCAAUCUUCAGGGCUUCCCUCGCCUAGCUUCCUCUGGGUUUUCACUACUGUCAGUCAUGUAAGUCCCUGGGGGAGACUCAGGAAUACUGUCACACUCAAAUAUAGAAGGAUUCCUCGUUGCUGCUUCCUUCGGAGUUUUGUUUUACCAGUCAGGGUCGUUAACCCUGAGCUGUACCCCCAAACCUGGUGGACCGGUGGACCACUGUCUGGCCUCUACUCUUUAACCUGUUUGACAUGGAUGACCCCACCAAGAGCCAAAGCGUAAAGCCCUGAUUCCAGCCAGCAUGGCUCUCUGGGUCCUUAAAACACACAAGCCUCCAAACCCAACGUCAAGGUUGUAGUGACAUUUGAUGGAACAGUGAAUGGCUAGACAUUAUGAGCUUAAAUAUGCAUUAUAACUAGGCUUGGCAGAAUUUAUUUAAUAAUUUUGGCAUAAACAUUACUUUGACACAUUUGUUUUGAAUAUAAUUGAUUGGAAUUUUCAUGAUCGCAUCAAAUGUAAGCUGUGAGAAAAGACAAUCUCAGCAGCUCCUUUUUUAAUUUAAAAUAUAAAGAGCCUCAAUAUAAAGUAAAUAUCCACAGAUUAGUCAUAUGAAUCUUACCUCCUUUAAAUCAUUAUGAUUGUUUUAUAGUUACAUUCGCAAACAAAGUGCAAAGCACAAGCAUCUUCCUCAGGUUGUCUGCUUAAUUUUAAAAGAUUUCUCUGAUCAUCGUUUUGCAUUACUAAUUUCUUACUAUUAAUGAAAAUUAACUAUUUUCUCAGUGUGAGAUGAAGUUGAUAAUUAGCAUUAACAGAUUAGGAAAAAAAUCACAUUCUGCCAGGACUGAUUAUAAUUUAAUUUAUAAAUGGGUAUUUUGGGUAUCUUUCCCCAGAUAGGACAUUGGAAUUUUCUUUUUUUUCCAAACUGUUUAAAUGAGUUAAUAGUUAUGUUUGAGAGAGAAAUGAGAGACCUUCAUUGUUCUAGUGAUAGAGAAAACAACAGAUGCUGGAAAGCUCAAACGAACAGAAAACAUGGAAUUACUCAACAGUUCAGCUGCAUUUGUGGGACAAGAAACAGUCAGUGUUUCCUAUUGAUGACCCAUCAUCGGAAUAGAACGGAAACACAAGAAGCUUGUGAAGAUGCAGUGGUGGAGCAGGAAGUCUUUGAUAGGGUAAAACCUGAGUGAACGUGGGGAUAGAAUAUAAGUGAAUAGGAGCAUUUAGAGAGUGAGGACAUACAGGAGAGCCUAGACCAGGGAACCCCGACCUUUCUCAUGCCAUGGACCAAUGCCAUUAGGCAAGGGUCCGUGAACCCCAGAUUGGGAACCCUUGGCCUAGACAACAGAAUAUGGGAGUUGCAAAAUGUAGAGCUGGGGGCCGUGCCUGGCAGAUCAGGAACAGCACCUCCUCUACUUUUACUGUGUGAGGUGGGAGGGUAAGAAACAAAAGAGGGGGUAAAAAUUAGGCUUAUCAGAGACAUCCACCCCCCCCCCCCUUUCAGUUUUACAAACUUCUGUCUGCAUUCAAGUUCUGACAAAGGGUCACUGAUCUGAAACAUGAACUGUUCCUGUUUGAUCUGACUUGCUGAGUAUUUCCAGCAUUUCCUGGUCCCAUUUUGCAUCUGUAUAUUUCAUACCUUUCACAGCCUCAGGAGAUCUUGUCUACAAUUAAUUCACCACUUGUUCAACGCAUGCUCUCGGAAAAAUAUGGCAGCCUAUUUUCAAUGUAGCCAGUGAUUUGAAGAUCAGCAGAUAACCUGUCUUUAGUAAGAUUGAGGAAUGAAGGGCAGCACGGAUAACCUUUCACCCUCUGAAGGAUGCUAAACACCAAGGCAACAGUGCAGAGGAAGGUUAGCUGAUGUGACAUAUUCAUUGAGGCAGUUGUUUGUCAGUAGCUGUCUUGAUUCUCAUUCAGUCUCGCUUUAUCAGAGGUUUUUAACCUAGAUAUUAUAGACCAAUCCAGGAGGAAUGAUGUAUUUAUAUUUGAGACCAUGUGUAAUAGAUUGGGUCCCUCGCUGUUUAUGAUGCCCGACUAGAAGUGGAUUUGCAUAUUGGAGUUGCAGACCUACUCAGCCACAAAGUGAAGUUACACUGGAACGACACUAAAGCUGUGGAAGUACAUCUUAGUAAUAACCAUUAUAGUUGAAUAAUUUUUGAGUUUAUAUAUUGGUAGUGAAAUUUUACAGCUGUUAUCUAUGUCAGUUAUACCAAUUGUGUUCCAUUUUAGAAGUUUCCUUAAAAAAUGAGUUUUUGGACAAUAAUGACACCAAAAAAUGCCAAGACGUCCAAAGUUUCUCUCUAAAUCUGAAAAUUCCAUCUUCUCUUCUGUGUGCAUUAAAUCUGUAUUUUAAAAAAUACAUGUUUCUUCAUGGUAUGUAGACGUCACUGGCAAAAAUAGCAUUUAAGGUCUAUCUCCAAUUGCCCGUGAAUUGAGGGGGGAGUACAGAGCCAAACGUAUCGGUGGGUCUGGAGUUACACAGAGACACAACCAAGUAAAGAGAGACCUCUCAUCAGGACUUGGCCCAUAGCUGUUGCUCUGAAUUUCCAGCAUCUGAGAGAGUAGAUGUCCCUCCUUUAAGGCUGUUGGAGAACCAGAUGUGUAACUAUUUACAAUGGGAAAUCCAAUUUAGUAAAAUUUUGAGAAAUAAAAGUGAAAAA